UGUGCGGCAGGGCUCCGAGCUUGACGUUUUCCGCCGGAAGAGCACUGCCGGGGUCGCGAUUCCGAGCCGCGAGGCAAGAUGCUGAAGUCCAAGACUUUCUUAAAAAAGACGCGGGCGGGCGGUGUGAUGAAGAUCGUGCGCGAGCACUACCUGCGGGACGACAUAGGCUGCGGUGCGCCUGGCUGCGCGGCGUGCGGCGGUGCGCACGAGGGGCCGGUCCUCGAGCCGCAGCCCCUGGACCGGGCCAGCAGCCUCUGCCCGCAGCCGCACUACUUGUUGCCUGACACCAACGUGCUGCUCCACCAGAUUGAUGUCCUUGAGGACCCUGCCAUCAGGAAUGUCAUUGUGCUACAAACAGUUCUCCAAGAAGUGAGAAAUCGGAGUGCUCCGGUAUAUAAACGAAUCCGAGAUGUGACUAAUAACCAGGAGAAGCAUUUCUAUACAUUUACUAAUGAGCACCAUAGAGAAACUUAUGUAGAACAGUUACAGGGAGAAAAUUCUAAUGACAGGAAUGACAGAGCCAUUCGAGUAGCAGCAAAAUGGUACAACGAACAUUUGAAGAAAAUGUCAGCAGAGAAUCAACUGCAAGUUAUCUUCAUAACCAAUGAUAGGAAAAACAAAGAGAAAGCCAUAGAAGAAGGGAUACCAGCUUUCACUUGUGAAGAGUAUGUAAAAAGCCUAACUGCUAACCCUGAACUCAUAGAUCGUCUUGCUUGUUUGUCUGAAGAAGGGAAUGAAAUAGAAAGUGGAAAAAUAAUAUUUUCAGAGCAUCUGCCGUUAAGUAAGCUACAACAAGGCAUAAAAUCUGGUACAUACCUUCAAGGGACAUUUAGAGCCAGCAGGGAAAAUUACUUAGAAGCUACAGUGUGGGUUCAUGGCGACGCUGAAGACAACAAAGAGAUAAUCUUACAAGGACUUAAAAAUUUAAACCGAGCUAUUCAUGAAGAUAUUGUGGCUGUGGAGCUUCUUCCCAAGAAUCAGUGGGUAGCACCAUCUUCUGUGGUUUUACUUGAUGAAGGUCAAAAUGAAGAUGAUAUGGAGAAAGAAGAGGAGAGAGAACGCAUUCUUAAGACUGCUGUAAGUGAAAAAAUGUUAAAGCCUACAGGUAGAGUUGUUGGAAUAAUAAAAAGGAACUGGAGACCAUAUUGUGGCAUGCUUUCGAAGUCUGCUAUUAAAGAGUCAAGAAGACAUCUCUUUACUCCUGCUGAUAAGAGAAUCCCUAGAAUUCGGAUAGAAACCAGACAGGCCUCUACAUUAGAAGGGCGGAGAAUUAUUGUUGCUAUUGAUGGUUGGCCCAGAAAUUCCAGAUAUCCAAAUGGACACUUUGUAAAAAAUUUAGGCGAAGUCGGAGAGAAAGAGACUGAAACAGAAGUUUUGUUGCUUGAGCAUGAUGUUCCCCAUCAGCCUUUUUCACAGGCUGUUCUGAGCUUUCUACCAAAGAUGCCCUGGAGCAUCACUGAGCAGGACAUGGAAAACAGAGACGACCUGAGACAUCUGUGUGUUUGUAGUGUGGACCCCCCAGGAUGUACUGAUAUAGAUGAUGCUCUCCACUGUAGAGAACUUGAAAAUGGAAAUUUGGAGGUUGGUGUUCAUAUUGCUGAUGUAAGCCAUUUUAUUAGGCCAGGAAAUGCUUUGGAUCAAGAAUCAGCUAGAAGAGGUACAACUGUGUAUCUUUGUGAAAAGAGGAUUGACAUGGUUCCAGAGUUGCUUAGCUCUAACUUAUGUUCUCUGAGAUCUGACGUUGACAGGUUGGCAUUUUCAUGUAUUUGGGAAAUGAGUCAUAGUGCCGAAAUCUUAAAAACAAGGUUUACCAAAAGUGUCAUUAAUUCAAAGGCUUCCCUUACAUAUGCUGAGGCUCAGAUGAGAAUUGAUUCAGCAACCAUGAAUGACAGUAUUACUGCUAGUCUCCGUGGGCUAAAUAAACUAGCUAAAAUUUUGAAAAAAAGAAGAAUUGAAAACGGGGCUUUGACUCUUUCUUCUCCAGAAGUUCGAUUCCACAUAGACAGUGAAACUCAUGAUCCUAUAGAUCUGCAGACCAAGGAACUUAGAGAAACAAAUUCCAUGGUGGAAGAAUUUAUGUUACUUGCCAAUAUCUCUGUUGCAAAAAAAAUUCACGAAGAAUUUUCUGAGCACGCUCUGCUUCGCAAACAUCCUGCUCCUCCUCCAUCAAAUUACGAAAUUCUAGUUAAGGCCGCGAAGUCCAAGAAUUUGGAAAUUAAAACUGAUACAGCCAAGGCGUUGGCUGACUCUUUGGACCGGGCAGAUUCGCCUACUUUCCCAUAUCUAAACACCCUGUUAAGAAUAUUAGCAACUCGCUGUAUGAUGCAGGCUGUGUACUUCUGCUCUGGGAUGGAUAAUGAUUUUCAUCACUAUGGCUUAGCAUCCCCAAUAUAUACACAUUUUACUUCACCCAUCCGAAGAUACGCAGACAUCAUUGUUCAUCGGUUGUUGGCUGUGGCUAUCGGGGCCGACUGCACUUACCCAGAGUUGACAGACAAACACAAGCUUGCAGAUUUAUGUAAAAAUCUCAAUUUCCGGCACAAAAUGGCACAAUAUGCUCAGCGAGCAUCUGUGGCUUUUCAUACGCAGUUAUUUUUCAAAAGCAAAGGAAUAGUAAGUGAAGAAGCGUAUAUUCUAUUUGUGAGAAAGAAUGCUAUCGUGGUGUUAAUUCCAAAGUACGGUUUAGAAGGUACAGUGUUUUUUGAAGAAAAAGACAAACCAAAGCCACGGCUUAUUUAUGAUGAUGAGAUACCAUCACUUAAAAUAGAAGAUACAGUGUUCCAUGUAUUUGAUAAAGUUAAAGUGAAAAUCAUGUUAGACUCAUCUAAUCUUCAGCAUCAGAAAAUCCGAAUGUCCCUGGUAGAACCACAGAUACCAGGAAUAAGUGUUCCUACUGAUACUUCAAACAUGGACAUUAGCGAACCAGAGAGAAAGAAGAAGAAGCUUCAAAAGUAGCUACAGUCAACCAAAAAAACUUUGAAGAUUGAUUUCCUUUUAAAAAAAAAAAGUCUUGAGAGAACAUUUGUAAACCUAAGAAGUGUGAUAGUUUGUUACUUCUAAGUACAUUUUAAUAAUUUUUAAAAUUUGCAUUUUUAUUGAACUGUUGACUGUGUCUAUCCCAUCAUACUACUUCCUUUCUGAAUUGAACAGAACUAUUUAUGCAGAAAAGUCAAUUGAAAAACCAUCACUUAAACAGUGGACAGGAUAGCAACUUGAGGGAUCUGUAAAGAUCAUCUGAAGGGAGCACUCAUCUGCUUAUCGAAGAGAUGAAUUUUGCAUACGUAAUUUGAUUAUCUACUAUUGAUAGAAAACUAUAAUUUUCCUAUGGAGAAAAACGUAACGUUUUUAGAAGCAAGGAACAAUUUAUUCUUUCUAAGCCUUGAAAGCCGUCAGUGUAUGGUGUGGCAGUUUUUAUCUUUCAAGACAAGUCAAGAGCUAUCAGGGGUUCAGCAUUUAAUCUUCUUUGCCAUCUGCAAUUUACCUAACUUAUAUUAAGUGUUCCUUUACUAUUAAAAGCCUCCUGCAUUUUAUUAGUGGUCCUUGAACAGCUGUGAAUGUUUGGGAAUUGGGUGUUGAAGGAAGGUGAAGUAGAAUAUUUUGAGCUGACUGGAAAGAGAGUUGUUUUUUUAAUACCAGAUAGUGUGAGCAUCAUCCUUGACCUUCAGCUCAAAUACCUCCCCAAAAAUAAGGCAUUAGGGUUCAAAGAAAGAACAGAGAUGGCAAUUUAAAUGUCACACCAUGUUACUUAUAAAAUAAAAAGGAGGGGAUUCGUGGCUUUUAAAUUGCACAUAUAUAUCAGAUUAUGUAGGAAAGGAAGGGUUGUAUGAGGACAUGAAAGGUAUUGCUACUUUGAAGUACUGAAGUAUUGCUACUUGGUGUGCCAGUGACAACUUCCUUGCCAACCACAAAGAUUAUUAAGGAUAAAAUUGGUGUUUUCAAGAAUAUUUUGAGAUAGAUACCUUAAAACAUUUUACUUUGCUCAUUCAAUUUCUGAAGUACCAACACUGUACCAGGUUCCUCACCAGUCAAGUAAACGAUCUCUGCCUUGAAGAAGCUUGCAGUGCAGUGAGUGAGAAGAGACUGGCAAACCCAGGUGUAGGAAGUGGAGAUAGUGAGGACGUGUACAUUCAGGCACUUCAGUAAUUGUUAAAAUGAUUGUUCCCGCUUCUCUUCCUGAGGAAAACAUCCACACCAGUGAUGUUUCAGUAGGAGGAAGAGAGCCUUGAGUGGACUAACACCUAGAGCGCAAGGCUUUCCUUCAGGCUUUGCCAGCCAGCUGCUUUCUGUCACAACCAUAGCUCUCCACUCUUUUGCUCUUACAGAGCGAAAGCAGCCGUGGACUGUAUGUAAACAAGCGAGCAUGGCUACAUUCCAGCAAGACUUUGUUUACGGACAGGGAAAUUUAAAUCUCAUAAUUUUCUGUGUUUAACAAAAUGUUACUUAAUUUAAUUUCCAUGCUGCACCUCUCCCAAUCAUUUAAAAAUUCUUUGCCCAUGGGCCAUAGUUCCUACAGUCAAGGAAAAGGGAGGCUUGGUUUUCUUACGCUUUUAUGAGAAAGGCCAGCUUCAGGCUCAGUCCCUAAUGAGUAGUUCAAGAUAACCAGAAAUCUUAUUUUCACCUUGAAGCCUCUUCCUUGGUAAUCUAAAAUGCUUCGAAUGCCAGUUCUUAUGCUAAGCAGCUCACAUAAAAUAUUUCAUUUAAAAAGCCAUGUUGGCUAAGGACUGUUAUCCCCAUUUUACAGAGGGGUAAUUGAUGGAGGUUUAUGGCCUAUUUCAGGUAACAAGUGACAGAGGAGAAAUCUGAAUCCAAGUUACAGUCACAGCUUUGUUCUUUGUUUCCUGACUUGUGCUAUUAAAAAACAGCCAGGGAAGCCCUACCCUUAGGAUCCAGAAUUCCUCUCAUGUACAACAACUGUUUUAAGUUCCUGUUAAUUCUAAAGCCUGUGAAUAAGGACUCAACUUCCUCAUGCACUACUCUUUAGCAGUGGACCUAGUGGGUAAUGGCUUUAACGUUUAGGGUACUGGGGGGAGAGGAUGAGCCAGGCAAAGAGCAAGAAGUCAGUCUUGCAGGUUGGCAGGAAGUGUACAAGGUGCACAAAUGUAAGGAAGGACGUGACACAAUGACAGUAUGUCUUUAUUUCCUAGAGCUCCAUAUGAAUUAUUCCUUCUUGAAUGAGGCAGUUUUUAAAAGGUAUGUUAUUAAAUAUGAGUAUACAUUCUCCAAAGGUAAAGAAUAUUUCCCCCCAAAAUUAUAUACCCAUUUUACUUCCAACAUGAACAUAAGUUUAUUUAAUUAAAAAAAAUUAGUUACAUGCCUGCCCAACCCUAAGCUUCAUAAGCCUAAAGCUCUACAGGAACCCCACAGUUUACCCUGGUUCUCCUGUGUUCUCCUCUCCCUACCACAUUUGAGCUGGAAAGGAUGUCCCUGCCCUAAGGAUGAAGAUACAUUCUGGGCAUCCCACAUUUAUCCCACUAACAAUAACAACACGUGAUAGUGAGAUUUACAUUUUUUAGACCAGUUAUCACUGGAACUAAGAAUUUCUACACUGAAGUGAACAAAUAGUUCAAGAAUGAAAUAUUUUGGAAAUCUGCCUAACCUCCUUUCUACCUCUUCGAUUAAGUUUUCUUCCUAUAUCAUAUUUCUUUCUUUCUUUCACAAAGGUUACAAAUUUAUAUUCAUCUGUAUAUUCACAUACUUUUAUGUAAAAUAAAACAUAGCACCAUCACAGUUCCACAUGUUCCCAGAACCUCUGCUAAAGUCAGUGCCGUCAGUAAGGC
Hippopotamus amphibius kiboko is the source of this 5777-nucleotide messenger RNA. It is a transcript of the gene DIS3, whose product is annotated as DIS3 homolog, exosome endoribonuclease and 3'-5' exoribonuclease. The record is from RefSeq and is a predicted model, not a curated record. Gene Ontology annotation, biological process: rRNA catabolic process. The coding region runs from base 79 to 2955 and encodes 958 amino acids. Gene Ontology annotation, molecular function: 3'-5'-RNA exonuclease activity; RNA binding; endonuclease activity. The transcript has 21 exons. NCBI's taxonomy places the organism in Eukaryota, Metazoa, Chordata, Mammalia, Artiodactyla, Hippopotamidae. Gene Ontology annotation, cellular component: nuclear exosome (RNase complex); cytoplasmic exosome (RNase complex).